Messenger RNA from Coprinopsis cinerea okayama7#130, 1436 nucleotides. RefSeq lists its product as hypothetical. The record is from RefSeq and is a predicted model, not a curated record. The transcript is spliced from 10 exons. NCBI's taxonomy places the organism in Eukaryota, Fungi, Basidiomycota, Agaricomycetes, Agaricales, Psathyrellaceae. The coding region runs from base 1 to 1356 and encodes 451 amino acids. Gene Ontology annotation, molecular function: RNA binding.
AUGCCACCCAAAAAAGCGAAGAAGAUCGCUCUCAGCGAGUUCUUAGGCGAUACUGCUCUUGGAUCAUGGGCCGACGAAAUGGAAGACCUGCCCAGUGCCCCGGCACCCAAGAUUGACGAGGACGCCGGCCGUGAUAGUCGGUUCGGCCGUAGGGAUGACUUUUCCCGUCCUGAGAGACCCGGUUUCGCUAGGGAAGAUGUCCCGCUCCCAACUAACCCUCCGUACACUGCGUUCGUUGGCAAUCUUGCUUUCGACUUAGUUGAGGACGACAUCGCAAACCACUUCGCCGAUCUGAAGAUUAAUAAUGUCAAGAUCAUCAAAGAUAGGGACGACAGGCCCAAGGGAUUCGGUUAUGUUGAAUUCCAAACCGUGGAUGAUCUAAAGGAAGCGCUCGGCAGGACGGGCUCGAGCCUUGCCGGAAGAGCUGUCCGUGUCAGUGUUGCAGAGCCUCCCAAGGAACGAUCUGGGUUUGGAGGACAUGGACACGAGGACGAUUCAAAGUUCGACAGCCCCUGGCGUCGAGAUGGACCUUUACCUGAUCUGCCCGGUCAAGGACGCCGACGAUUCGACCCGCAGUCCGCUGAGCGCGCCCCCAGCAUAACCGAUACUGUUAGCGAUUGGCGAUCAAGCCGCCCCCGAGCUACUGAGCCUGAUACUGGGGGAUUCCGACGGAAAGGGUCUGGAAAUUUCGGUAGUGAAAGCGCAGCCGAUAAAGAGGAAACCUGGUCGAUUGGGAGCCGCUUCAAACCAUCCACCGGACCGUCGGAGGACGGUGGAAGCAGGUUCGGUAGCAUGCGCUCCAGAGGCGACUUCCAACCGAGGGAAAGCCCUGCAGAUGAAGGAGACUGGAGGAGCGCAGCCCGUCCCCCACGAGCCUUUGGAAGGAGCGGAGGAUCGCCUACCGACUCGACCCCACCAACCCCGCAAAUGGGUCGCAAGAAACUCGAGUUGCUUCCUCGUUCUGGGCCAGUCUCAGCGUCCCCCAGCCCGUUGUCGUCACCCAAAUUGGCUUCCCAGCCCGCUGCCACCUCCCGCCCGAAUCCAUUCGGCGGCGCCAAGCCUGUUGAUGUCACCCAGCGCGAAAGAGAGGUUGAACAAAAGCUGGAAGCCCAAAAGGAGCGAAUUCCCAUCUCAAGGACAAGUUCGAGGACCGCAUCUGAGCGUACUGCCGGAAACCGUGUUGCGACCCCUCCACCCUCUCAAGCUCGGGCUCCCGCUUCCCCAAAACCGAUUCCAGCUGCUCUGAACUCAACCGUGCGACCAACCUUCAGCUUCGCGAACGCGGCCGCGGCGAAAAAGGCCAAAGAAGGGGGCGAAACUGUUGACCAGUCGAAGGCACCGGAAGCGAGUUCUUAGUCUAGUUUAAUCUGACAUAUGGCCUGGCCAAUAUAUCUUUUCCCAGUACAUAAAGAUGUAAAAUAUAAACCCCUAUUGAC